Messenger RNA from Adineta ricciae, 1302 nucleotides. Lineage: Eukaryota; Metazoa; Rotifera; Eurotatoria; Adinetida; Adinetidae. The record is from the annotation of a GenBank genome assembly.
AUGCUAUCUCAGUUUCUUAUAUAUUCGUUAAUCUGUGUACUUUUCACAUUCAGUUUUGUCUCUACUGAUGAGAAAACCUGUAGUAAAACCAACUGUCAAUUGCCAUGCUGUCAAUGUCCUGUGACAAAUGGAAAUCCUACACCAUUCAAUGUCACUGACAUUCCUCACUUUGUGCUUUUCACCUUUGUUGGUAAUUUAAAUCAACACACAUUCGAUCCGAUUCGUUCACUGCUCAAUCCUGCUCAUCGGAACCCAAACAAAUGUCCCAUAUCAUCUACAUUCUUUGUGAAUGACAACUACACAGAUUAUUGUUUAGUACAACGUUUAUUCAAUAAUCGGAAUGAAAUAGCUAUGACAACUUCAAGUAAUCGAUGUCCAUUAACGAAUUGUUACGAAGAGAAUCACUGGCGUCGAUGGAUCGAUAAUGAUUGGAAACGUGAAAUUAAACAACAACGAAGCAAUCUCAUCGAUCAAUCGCACAUACAUCAAUCUCAUCUCAAAGGUUUUCGCGUUCCACACUUACAAAUCGACGAAAAUAAACAUUUGAAUUUCAUUCGAAAUUAUCAUUUUCAUUAUGAUUCGUCCAUGUUAUUCAAAUCAUCGAAUUUAAUUUGGCCAUUUACGAUGAAUUACUUGACGAAUACAACUGACUGUAUUAAUUGUGAUGAAUCCAGUCAAACCAUCGACGCACUAUGGCAAUUUCCAUUACAUGAAUGGAGCCAUCCAAAAACAAGUACAACUUGCCGAACGCUUUCCGAUUCAUCUUGUUUACCCGAGGAUGAAAUACAGUCAGCCGAUUCGUUCUUUGAUUUAAUUAAAUACAAUUUCGAUCGUCAUUCAUCGCUGCAACUCGGUCAACGAUCUCCGUUUAUAAUCGAACUAGAUCUUUUCUGGCUUGCCGAUCAUCAAAAUAAACGUUUAGAAGGGUUGAUUCGUUUCAUCGAAUACAUCCUAAACAGUGAAGAUCAUCAGCAUGUCUAUUUCGUCUCGAUCGAACAAGCACUCGAAUGGUUGAAAUAUCCACGAAAACUGAACGAACUCGAUGAGUUUUGGGCAUUUGGCUGCAGCGAUAUAAUCUAUGAUUAUGAUAUCGAUUGUAUCGAUUCCGAUGGAAAUUCUUCGAAGAAACAAGAAGCGAAACGCUUGACAGCGGGCAAUGGAUCAAAUAAGACCGAUUCGCAACCGAUCGAUCGACAAGCGGAAGACUUGUUUCGUAGUAGUAUCGUCUUUCAUUCAGUCUGGGUUUUUAUUCUUUUAAUUCUCGUCGUUCUCUUUUAUGAUCAUUAUUUUUCCAAAAAAUGA